This is a messenger RNA of Hyposmocoma kahamanoa, 2562 nucleotides long. RefSeq names its product E3 ubiquitin-protein ligase CBL-B (gene Cbl). Bases 16 to 2562 code for a protein of 848 amino acids. Gene Ontology annotation, cellular component: plasma membrane; membrane raft. Gene Ontology annotation, biological process: negative regulation of epidermal growth factor-activated receptor activity; cell surface receptor signaling pathway. Gene Ontology annotation, molecular function: ubiquitin protein ligase activity; receptor tyrosine kinase binding; phosphotyrosine residue binding. The transcript is spliced from 12 exons. The record is from RefSeq and is a predicted model, not a curated record. Lineage: Eukaryota; Metazoa; Arthropoda; Insecta; Lepidoptera; Cosmopterigidae.
GAGGGAAAAGAGAAAAUGUUCGAUGAGAAUAGUCACUAUAGAAGGAACCUAACGAAGCUGAGUCUGGUGUUUAGCCACAUGCUGAGUGAGUUGAAGGCGAUGUUUCCUAAUGGGACCUUCGCUGGAGACCAAUUUCGCAUCACGAAGAGCGACGCGGCAGAGUUCUGGCGCAACAACUUUGGGAACAGCACCCUGGUCCCCUGGAAGAUUUUCCGCGAAGAACUCAACAAUGUGCAUCCGAUAUCUUCAGGGCUCGAGACGAUGGCGCUUAAAACCACCAUCGACCUCACGUGUAACGACUUCAUAUCCAACUUUGAGUUUGACGUUUUUACUAGGUUAUUCCAACCGUGGAGCACCCUGCUCCGCAACUGGCAACUGCUGGCCGUGACACAUCCAGGCUACGUCGCCUUCCUCACCUACGACGAGGUUAAAGCACGGCUACAGAAAUACAUACACAAGGCUGGAAGCUACGUAUUCAGGCUAUCGUGCACGCGACUAGGCCAGUGGGCGAUAGGCUACGUGACGGCCGACGGAGAGAUCCUGCAGACCAUACCGCAAAACAAGAGCUUGGUGCAGGCACUGCUCGACGGAUACAGAGAAGGAUUCUACUUAUACCCGGAUGGUCGCGACGUGAACCCCGACUUGAGCAGCGCGAUUAUCUCUCCCGCGGAAGACCACAUCACCGUAACACAAGAACAGUAUGAGCUCUAUUGUGAAAUGGGAAGCACCUUCCAAUUAUGUAAGAUUUGCGCAGAGAACGACAAGGAUAUCAGAAUAGAACCCUGUGGGCAUUUAUUAUGUACACCGUGUCUCACUGCGUGGCAGAUUGACUCUGAAGGACAAGGCUGUCCGUUCUGUCGCGCGGAGAUCAAAGGCACAGAGCAAGUAGUAGUGGACGCGUUUGUGCCUCCACGACCGCCCAACUCAUCGGGAGAUGCUAAAGGAUUUAGGAUACAUGACUGGGCUGAAUUCAACGCGGCAACGUCAACGAUUGACGCUCUCAGACCCUCAGUCCGAUCCCCAGCGGUAUCACCCCGGCAUUCUCCCCGUGCGACCCGUAAGGCUCCUGCUCCUUGCGAAAAUGCAUACGGGGAACUAAGAGCUCCACCGUUACCGCCACGGAAGAGUCUAUCACCAGCUGAACCAGCGAUUGUUGCUGCGUCUAGUGUACAGGAUAUUGCUACUGCCAGUGCACCAGAACCUCGAAGACGUUCAUCGCUGGAACCCGAGCCAGACUCGCGGCAUCGACUUACCUCCAUCAUCACAGGCUCUACGGAAACCAUCACCGGCAUCAUCGACACCAGACACGAGGUGCCACCAGACCCAAGAGCAUUCGAGAAGCCCCGGCGAGCAUGCACUCCUCAAUCAAACAGUAGACCGCUUCCUGCCCCGCCCCCUGAACGCUUUGUAGACGAUAGAGCAUCAGAAAAAUCAACAGAAAAACUAGAGCACAAAACAGAAAUCAGACCAACGGAAAGACACCCAGAAAUGAGGCCGACAGAAAGACACCCGGAAAUUCGGCCAUUAGAAAGACACCCAGAAAUACGGCCAACAGAAAGAAACAUAUCAGAAAACAGAGAACGACAACUCCCAGAAAUUAGAGAUAGAUACAAUAUGCCAGAGAGACAUUUAGAUAACAGAACCCCGGAAAUAAAACCAGAAAGGCCAUUACCAGAAAAUAGGUUAACAGACAGACAUAGCAUGCCAGAAAAUCGUCCAUCAGAAAGACACGUCACUGAAGCCCGGACCGAUCGACAUAGUAUGCCCGAAACGAGACCACCGGAAAGACCUGAACAUCGCGUACCAAUGCCAGUACCCAGUGAUAGAGAAAGACAUACAGAAAAUAGACAAGAUAGGUACGUGUCUGAAAGAUCAACAGAUAGGCAAGACAGGCACGAUAGUCGUAUGCCUUUACCUGUUGAAAGAUUAGACAGACACGAUGUUAGACACGCUCCAAUACCUGCGGAGCGACAUGUAAAUUUACCUACAGAGAGACCGUUACCGGCCGAAAGACAUAAUGUCUCCGAACGCCAUGUUUCCUUACCUGAGACUAGACAUAUACCUAGCGAUAGACAUAUAGACUUUAGAGGCAUAGAAAAACCUGAUUAUAGAAUACAUGAGUUUAGAAGUUUCGAACGUGUUGACAACAGAGCACCGCCUAGGCAAAGGUCUCUGCCAGCUACUACAAGCGGUAGUAUAGAACAGCCAUCGAAGUCAAUAACCAUGCCUAAAUUCCCGUCUGAUGUUGGGAAGGAGCAUGGCUAUGAGAAUGUUAAUGUUUCUAUUGAAGAUGAACCUAAGAAUGAGCUGCCUAUUGCACCUAAAAAAAUCAACCCCUUGACACACGACAAGCACGGGAGAAAAUACGGUGACAACGUAUCUUAUGAAAAUAUAAAUUUAGAUUACAUAGCACGUUUAGUAGACGAAGGUUAUCCUAAAGACAUUGUUGUCCGAGCGCUAGGCAUCACUCGGAACGACUUAGAAAUGGCGUGUGACAUAUUACAUGAAUUUGGUACAAAGGAACAUAGAGAAGAAAUGAUGAGAAACAAAUUCACUGUGUAA